Molecule: messenger RNA, 1865 nt
Organism: Hydractinia symbiolongicarpus
Lineage: Eukaryota; Metazoa; Cnidaria; Hydrozoa; Anthoathecata; Hydractiniidae
Exons: 4
Coding region: 433-1140 (235 amino acids)
Source: RefSeq, a predicted model, not a curated record
UUAAUUUGAAAAGAAAAUUAAAAAAGCUUCUGAUACCAAACGUCAUAAUACGCUGUUAAGAAUCUAUACUACUUGAUCAAAAUGAUACGAACAUCCGAAUUAGAAAGAAUUUCCUUCACACGUUGUUUUAACGACAUAACGUUAGAUUUGACGACAAAAACAUUGAUUUAAAUUACACCGAACACCUACAGCCAUGGUUUGAAAGAAAUUUAUUGACUUUUUUGAAUAUAUUACAAAAAAUACAUUAUCCGGUAUCUUACGACGAAGAAAUAAAAGAAUUUAAAGAAAAAGCUGAAAAAAGAUUGUAUAUCUUUAACAAUACCGUAGCAUAUUUCGAAUUUUUGCUAUAUCACCACAACAGUUGAUCGACUUGACAUCUUUUAGAAGUCACGAUAACUAGAAAAAAGUGUUAUUUUGCCACUUGCUUCAAGUAUGCGUUACAUGAAUGUGUGUCUCUUGUUUUGGAGCGUUUUAACGCUAUCCUUCUGUUGUGCUAUCGCUAAUGUCAUCGCGAAGAAAUCAUACACGAGUAUGAGCGAUUGUGAAUACUCGCUACAUACCAAGUGUGUCAUUGGUCAACUAAAGAGCAAGAAACUGACGGAAGAAUGUGACGCCAGUGAUUUAUUGCAGUGUUUGAAGAAACAUGUUACAGAUGAACUUUGCUCUAUAAAUGAUCCUAAAACUUUAUCAACAAUUAAGUCAUUAAUUGAUCAAGUUAUGAAAAGAUUUAAAAUAAAGAAGUUAUGCGCAAAUAAAAGAUUUUUAAAUAACAUGGAAGAUCAUUUUCUAGUCCAAGGAGAAAAGGUGGGCACAGAUCAAGGCAAGGAAACUGAUAUGGCGUCAUCAGGUUCCGGUGAAGUUCCCGAUGACAACGAACCUGACGAUGAUGCAGGCGAGGAAGAGAAAGGAAAAAAAGAAUCCAAGGAGACAUCGGACGUCGAUUUUUGGAAAGAGAAUGCUAAAAAGAUGAGCUGGAAACAUGUACCACUAUUAGUGUAUUUUGACGACCCGAAACAAUACAAAAAGAACAAGCUUAAAGAGAAAAAUAAAACUGUGUCUAAACCGGUUCAAAAAGCUUGGCAAAACUUAAAAAAAGAAUAUCAAAACUGGUUUAAAUCAUCAAAAUAUUACGCUGUGUAGUGACCACACAUACCGGAAUGAAAAAAUAUGCAUAUGUAGAAUAAUAAGCAGAGAUUACAUCACAGGUUGCUCUGCCAAGUUCCUACAAAACAGAAGAAUUUAAUUAAUUGCAAAGGAUGUAAAAAAUGACGAAAUUAUUUCAAGUAUUCUGUCAUUAUUGCUGUGAAUAAUUUAUAAUGUGUUCAGAGUUUUAUGUAGUGUUACUGUUUCUGUAAGGUCUGGUUCUCACAACGCCACUUAGCGAUGGUACAAUGGCCGGAAAUUACCUUACACCUUGUGUUUCAAAUCGUGACUUCCUUGUUUUUUAAGGUGGUCUGACACUAGAAAACAUUUUGUGUUUUUGGUUUUUUUAAUUUAUAUAAAGUAUUUAUUCUUAUUUGACUUUAAAAGUGUUGUAUAUUUUCCAGACCAGAAAAAAGAAUUUUAUUAAUAUUUUAUAGAAUUGCAAAACAUAUCACGUGCCACAUGACAAACUGGUUACCAGUACUUUGUGUUACUCUCAGUACUCGUAUUAAAAGGAGGUUGUGUUGAACUGUAUCAAAUUUCUUUAUAAAAGCAAUCAAACAAUAUAGAUGUCUUCUACUCAAAAACGCUUCCCCAUUCUAUACACUUCAUACCACCGGCCGUUUAAAUAAAUCGAUUACCGAAUUAAUCGUUACUUGUAUAUAAGAUAUAUUAAAAAAUGUAUUUAAAUAUAUUGUAAAUGUUAUAAAGAAAGAUACAAG